GUGACGGCGGAAGCGGCCGUUGGAGCCCGGCGGAGCGGGGCCGCGCCGGGCCCGUCUCGUCUCUCCUCAAGCCGGGGCGCGGCGGGGCGCGGCCGCUCCGUUGCUUCUCGACUGCCUCCCGUCUAUUCCUCGACGGAGCUUCCAGCCCCAAACACGCCAUGAGCUGCCGGCAGCCGCUGCCGAGCGAGCGGGGAGCGAGACAGAGGAAGAGGAGACGGAAUGGCAACGAGGACGAUGCUCACGUUCCCCAGACAAAGCGUAACACCAGGAACACCGUCCUUCAGGACACUUGGGACACUGAGAAGAUGCCUGUAACGAAAAACAGUAAGGAGCACAGACUAAAAGGAAAGAAAGUGUCCUGUGCGUCCUCCAGCAGCGAUAGCGGCAGCAGCAGCAGCAGCUGUAGCAGCAGCAGCAGCAUCAACAGCCCUGACAGAGCGUGUGGUGCAGAAAUCAGCCUCAACCCACGAGUGGCAGGCUCCAGCCCUGCCUCCUCUCAGUCCUUCCACGAGCAGUCUGCGCUCAGCCAAGGGCCUUACUUCCACAUCAACCAGAUUCUGAAGGAGGCACAUUUCCACAGCUUACAGAGCCGGGGCCGCCUCCCAACAUGAUGCACCAGCAGUUCCCUGCCUUCUGUGAAGGGACAGCACUGUGUAGAUUUGUUAUUUCAACUUCAAAGUUUGUUAAGAUGGAAUUGCACAAAAACGCCUGUUGCCUUUUCAGUCUAUAUUUGAAAUACCAGGUUAACAGGGAAUUGUUUACUCGUGGUUUUGCUGCACUAUUGCAAUGCAAAAGGGGCUUUGAAGCAAUUUUUAUAGGAUUCUUUUUGGGGUGGUUAUCUAAGGACGUGGCAAGAGGAGACAGGAACCCACAGCUGUGUUAUAGGAUUGCAAAAUGUCCAAUUCCAAUCGACUGCCUAAUCUGUUUGUUAGCAAUCUGUUGCUUUAUGUAAAGUUCUCUCCAAUGUUCAUCUUCAGUUUUAUAAAGUCUUUUUUAAUUUCAAUAAACUAGUAA
Molecule: messenger RNA, 1014 nt
Organism: Colius striatus (speckled mousebird)
Lineage: Eukaryota; Metazoa; Chordata; Aves; Coliiformes; Coliidae
Gene: VCF1
Product: VCP nuclear cofactor family member 1
Exons: 4
Coding region: 159-611 (150 amino acids)
Source: RefSeq, a predicted model, not a curated record